AUGGGCGCGUCCUCGCAGUCCGUGGUGGUCGCCACAUCGGCCGGCAGCGCCAUUUUUAUCUUCGCCACAAUUCUGGCCGUCGGCUACAUUUACAACGACAUCAACAGUCUACACUCUGAGAUUAUGGAAGACCUCACCGACUUCAAGAUCAUGGUGGACGACGCUUGGACUGGCAUGUUGAAUGUGCCGGAGGGGAAGCCCGCGAACCUGAACUCCUGGCUCCGACAAAUCGGGCAUCGCGAGAAGCGCGCGGCCCAGUGCGAAUGCCAAAACCGCAACAACCGCUGCCCUCCGGGCCCCAUUGGCGCUCCCGGACAAAAGGGAAAGGCGGGCGAGCCCGGUCCUCGGGGCGACAAUGGACGGCCGGGAGCGCCGGGAAUCGCGUUGGUCGGCAAUUUCCCGCGAAGAGCCGGUUGUAUUCAAUGCCCUCCGGGUCCACCUGGAUUGCCUGGAAAAGAGGGACCGGCUGGCCCGAAAGGCGAAGAUGGAUUGCCCGGAUUUGAUGGAAGACCGGGACAGGAUGCGUAUCCGGGAGUUCAAGGAGCUCCGGGAGACGCGGGACCACCCGGAUUGCCCGGAACUUUGGGCCGGCCAGGCCACGAUGGAAGAGAUGGAAGGAAAGUCGCGCCAAUUCAGGGAGUCAAGGGACCUCCAGGUAAGAAUUUUCGAUAGAAAAACUUUCUUUUUUUUAAUUUUGAUGAAAUUUGGGGUAAAUUUCGAACAGGACUUUCUAACAGGCAGCUAAGUUCGACUCUCGGAUUUUCUUUAAACUUGGCACAUAUGUUGGACAUAGGCCACGUAUCAAGUUCUGAAAGUCUUAGCUCGCCUUUUACAGGCGCCGCCGAGAUAUUGAACGGUAUUUGCUGACGAGAGAGUACGCGAAAUGCGGAGAGCGGUCAGAGAGAAGCUCACUCUGUUUUGGCUAUAACUCUGUCAAUUUCCGGUGGAAAAAAUUUAUUUUUUGUGGAAAGAUAACACUAUACGGUAGAAACCAGUAUAAAAUUUUUUACUCCAAAAUUUGCGGAAAAGUUAGCGUUUUGGCUCCAUUUUUGAUCUAAAAAAUCUCAGUUGUUUCAGCAAAGCGCGAGCUUAGAUUCUCGCAAAUAUUUUUUAAAAACUGUAUUCUAAAUUUGUGCCAAGUUUCAUCAAAAUCUAAGAGUCGUACUUGGGGUACUAAAUUUUAAAAAAAGCCAAAAAAAAACAAAUUUUUUUAAUUUCUAAAAAAUCUCUUCCAGGACCUCCCGGUCACCCCGGCGAAGAAGGAGAGCCCGGAGAAAUCCCCGAACCCGGUCCACCCGGCCCACAAGGCCCUCCAGGCCGCGCCGGCUCUCGCGGUCGCGACGGAAAACCGGGCGAAAACGGCGCCGACGGCCUCGCCGGAAAGCCCGGCAAAGACGCCGCGUAUUGCCAGUGUCCGAAGCGCGGGAACGCCGAGGAAAAAGAGAGGCCCGAAUCGAACGCCGAAUUCGGCGAUGCGACCAAAAUCGCGGCCGGCAAAUCGGAGAAGCCGGCCGCCGAGGAUUCGCAUGAAGAUGAAGUGUGGCCGCAUACUCAUGCCUAUGAUGCAGAAGUGCCCACAGUAGCGCCAGUUGUGGCGUCGAGCAGUGCGGCGCCGGCGCCCGAGUUCCCAACACCCACCUCGAAUGGGUACAGGAGAAAGAAGAAGAUCAGAAUAUAA
Molecule: messenger RNA, 1678 nt
Organism: Bursaphelenchus xylophilus (pine wood nematode)
Lineage: Eukaryota; Metazoa; Nematoda; Chromadorea; Rhabditida; Aphelenchoididae
Source: the annotation of a GenBank genome assembly